CAGCCAGCCAGGCUGCUUCCCCCGCGCGCGGUGCAUUGUGGGGGCCCAGCCUUGAAUAACCCAGCUCUGGCCCGAGGAAGGAAGGGGCCCCGAGGGGCUGCUCUUCGCCUUCUCCUCCUCCUCCGCCAUUUUCUGGGCUUCUGAGGCCCCUGGGCGAGGAUGACCCCGCUCCUCCUGGCUUCCCUCUCGCUCUCCCUGGCGCUGGUUCCCGGGACUUGGGGCUUCUCCCCGGACAGCGACUUCACCUUCACGCUCCCCGCCGGCCGCAAGGAGUGCUUCUUCCAGCCCAUGCAGAGGGAGGCCUCGCUGGAGAUCGAGUACCAGGUUCUAGAUGGAGCAGGUUUAGAUGUUGAUUUUCAGCUGGUAUCACCAAAUCAUGAAACCUUAGUUUUUGAACAGAGAAAAUCUGAUGGAGUCCACACAGUGGAAACAGAAGAUGGCGAUUAUAUGUUCUGCUUUGACAACACAUUCAGCACCUUGUCAGAGAAGGUGAUUUUCUUUGAGUUGAUCUUAGAUAACAUGGGAGAUGAAGAGCAAGAAGACUGGAAGAACUAUAUUACUGGCACUGAUCUUUUGGAUAUGAAGUUAGAAGAUAUUCUGGAAUCUGUCAACAGUGUGAAGUCCAGGCUGAGCAAAAGCAUCCACAUUCAGACUUUGCUCAAAGCAUUUGAAGCUCGUGACAGAAACAUACAAGAAAGCAAUUUUGACAGGGUAAACUUCUGGUCCAUGGUUAACCUGGCAGUAAUGGUUGUAGUGUCAGCUGUUCAGGUGUACAUGCUGAAGAGCCUUUUUGAAGACAAAAGGAAAAUUAGAACUUAACAUCAUAAUGUCAGAGCAACGAACAAGGGAAAAUGCAAUACACUGCUAAAGGAAAGGAGAUGGCUGGUACUUCCUCACUUGUUUUGAAUGGACAAAUGUGAGCAGAGUGCCUUUCUUUGCUCCAAAAAUUACAAAUUUUAGCCAUUACAUGUAAACGAAGACUUGUCUGAAUUGCCUUGACCAUCUUAUCUUGCAAAAAUUACUUGAGGAUGUUUAAAUUUUUACUAUUUGCCAUAUUUCUAUAUACACGUUGUCUUAACUACUGUCAGCCUAAAUAAGAUUUUUAAAAAUACAAAAUAUUUGGUUCAUAGUUAUGAACAGAAGAUGUC
Molecule: messenger RNA, 1148 nt
Organism: Sceloporus undulatus (fence lizard)
Lineage: Eukaryota; Metazoa; Chordata; Lepidosauria; Squamata; Phrynosomatidae
Gene: TMED5
Product: transmembrane p24 trafficking protein 5
Exons: 4
Coding region: 160-819 (219 amino acids)
Biological process (GO): Golgi organization; endoplasmic reticulum to Golgi vesicle-mediated transport; intracellular protein transport
Cellular component (GO): endoplasmic reticulum; COPII-coated ER to Golgi transport vesicle; Golgi apparatus
Source: RefSeq, a predicted model, not a curated record